Molecule: messenger RNA, 765 nt
Organism: Chara braunii
Lineage: Eukaryota; Viridiplantae; Streptophyta; Charophyceae; Charales; Characeae
Source: the annotation of a GenBank genome assembly
GGAGUUGGAGUUACGUGGAGGAUCGACAAAAUGAGCGAUGGAUCUUCGCAGAAGAAGUCCGACGAAGGGACUUCGAGGCCACUGGUCGAAGGACGGAAGUGCUACAAGUGCGGUGAGAUGGGGCAUUUUGCGAGGGAUUGUGCUGAAUUUUGGCAAUCGAAGGCACUUGGGCGAGCCUUCGUGUCGUCCGCAUAUGGGUCAAGUGGCACAAGGAUGGGGAGACCGACUGAACCGGAGAGUAGUGCGAGGAGGAGUCGAUCGGCGGAUAGUGGAAAUGCGCGUGCUGAGACAGACGACACAAGUAUGCUAAUGCAAGAGUACCUCGUUGCUAUGGCGCAGGAAAGGCGCGAUAGGCUCGAAAGGGAGGCAGCUGAGGAACGGCGGAGGAUGGAGGAGGAAGCGAGGCUUGAAAAAGAAAGGAAGCGAGCCGAGAAGAUUAAGGAGAAGCAACAUUAUGAGGAGGAACGAGAUGCGAGAUUGUUGAGUUUGAUUAGCGGGAAGAUUAAAAUGGAAGAAGAGGUGCGGCGGGGCAGGAGUGGUUGGAAAGGGAAAGGCGUAUACAGGACCAACGAAUAUGGGGAAACGAUGGAAGAAGAAAAAGAGAGACUGAGGAGGAUGAUAGCAGGUCAGGAGGAACUGGAAGUUGACGAGGAACUUCAACUACUCCGGAAGCAAGCGGCGAAGCUAAAGAUAAAUGAGAAAUUGGAGAAGCGAAAGUGAGGACCGGAAAUACCGGUUGGGAAUAGUCCACCGGUCAUGACACCG